CUCCGCCUUUCACACACACACGCGCACACUCCAACCUCUCUACAUAGGCUCCCCCAUGGCUAGUUCUGGGAAGGGUAUUUGGCAGGGAGAGAUGUUGGAUCUAGAUUUGCUUCCAGUGAAAGUGACCAGAACCAGUCUUCCUCCCAUAGAUUAAUGGAGAAGUAGACUACAGAACUACAACUUCCUCCUUAAGUGUUAUGGAGAAGCAUAAUGAUCCCGAUAUAAGGUUCAAUAAGAUGGCCCACCAGGAGAUGGGUCUGGUCCAGCCUGUCCCUGUGGCCAAAACCCAGACCAGGGGACAGUGGUCCAGCAAGCUGGAGUUCCUCCUGGCUGUGGCCGGACAGAUCAUCGGCCUGGGGAAUGUAUGGAGGUUCCCAUACCUGUGCUACAAAAAUGGGGGAGGGGUGUUCUUCAUCCCUUAUGUGCUUUUCCUGUUCACCUGUGGCAUUCCCCUCUUUCUUCUGGAGACCUCCCUGGGCCAGUACACCACGCAGGGCAGCAUCACCUGCUGGAGGAAGAUCUGCCCCCUGUUUGAAGGACUGGGUUAUGGUGGUCAGGUGGUAGUUCUGUAUUCCAGCAUCUAUUACAUCAUCAUCCUGGCCUGGGCCUUCUUCUACCUCUUCUCCUCGUUCAGCUCUGAGCUCCCCUGGGCCAGUUGUAGAAACAGCUGGAACACAGCAACCUGCGUGGAGUUUGAUAGAAGAGUAGUAGGAUAUCCAAACUGGACAAUAACAGGAAACGCAACAUCGCCAGUGAGAGAGUUCUGGGAGAGAAGAGUUUUGAAUCUCACAGACAGUGUCUACAAGCUUGGAAAUAUUCGCUGGGACCUAUCUUUGUGUCUUCUAUUGUCCUGGAUUAUCUGUUACUUCUGUGUCUGGAAAGGAGUGAAAUCUACUGGGAAGGUGGUCUAUUUCACUGCCACCUUCCCCUAUGUGAUGCUGUUGGUAUUGCUAGUUCGUGGACUCACACUGCCAGGGGCCAUAGAUGGUAUCAAGUUCUACCUCUACCCAGAUCCAGCCCGCCUCGCUGACCCACAGGUGUGGAUGGAUGCUGGAACACAAAUCUUCUACUCCUAUGCGAUCUGCAUCGGCUGCCUGACCGCCCUUGGCAGCUAUAACAAGUAUGAGAACAACUGUUACAAGGACUGUAUGUACCUGUGCCUUUUGAACAGCGGAACCAGCUUCGUGGCUGGUUUUUCUAUCUUCUCUGUACUGGGCUUCAUGGCUUAUGAACAGGGGACAGACAUCGCAACCGUGGCUGAAUCAGGUCCUGGCCUGGCGUUCAUCGCCUACCCUCGUGCUGUGGCCAUGAUGCCAGUACCCCAACUCUGGGCCAUUUUGUUCUUCAUCAUGAUCAUCCUACUGGGGUUAGAUAGUCAGUUCGUAGGUCUGGAGGCUCUGAUGACAGCUAUCUCAGACAUGUAUCCCUCCUUCUUCCUGGUUGGUCAUCGGCGUAAAAUACUCCUCCUCAUCAUCAGUGUGAGUAGCUUCUUCAUCGGCCUGGUCAUGGUCACAGAGGGAGGCCUGUAUAUCUUCCAGCUGUUUGAUUACUAUGCCUGCAGUGGGAUGACUCUCCUUCUCUUCGCUGUACUACAGUCAGUGUGUGUCAGCUGGGUUUAUGGUGCAGAUCGUCUGUACGAUAAUAUAGAGGACAUGAUCGGUUAUCGACCAUUACCCCUCAUUAAGUACUGUUUGAAGUAUAUCACUCCAGUCAUCUGCACUGCUACGUUUGUCUUCUCCUUGAUUAGGUUUACCCCGCUAAAGUUCAACAACACCUUUGAGUAUACUUGGUGGGGUUACGCCAUUGGCUGGUGGUUCACCCUCUCCUCCACACUCAUAGUUCCUCUGUGGAUGGUGUACAUUGUGAGUGUCACUCCUGGUACACUGCGACAGAGACUGUCUAUCCUCACCACGCCCUCAGAGGAUCUCCCUAUUACCAAGGCCCAGAAAAAGGCCCUCCUGGCCAAGCAGUCCGAGCUGGACAGACCACUGGGGGACAUGAAGAUACCAGCCUGGGGCCACAAUCUCAUAGACAGAGAUACUCUCUCGCUCGCCCACCAUCCCUACAGGCCUGGAGAAAAGCAGGUUCAGCCAGUCACUCACUCUCCUAAAGGUUGUGACACUGUGACUGUGUGACACUGUUUGGUCUGAGUGGGUUAGGAAAGUAUAUAUCAUCCACCACAGGCCUUUUUCUUGGGAGAGUGUUGUGGGCAAGUGCUUUCAAAACACACACUACUUCCUGUGUGUAGCAUUAUUAAGGAGACGUAGCAGCACUGGUUCUGGGAAAGUCUUGGAUGUGGAAAUAGUUUGGGCCAGAACACACUGAAGUGAGAUAGUCAGUAAGGUCCAGCACAAAAGAUGGACCUUUGAAGUUGUGCUUUAACCCUGACUUGGGUCAUGUAGGACACAGUAUUUCAUCGAAAUUCAUGACUUUCUGUCACCGAACAUAGUGGAGACAAAGGCAUAUGACGAUCAUGCUCUUGGUCGCAGUUGGUUAAAUGAUUCUGUAUAUACAUGUGAUCAAACCCUUUUUAAUAAAGAAAGGUAAUAUUUGAUUUGUA
Molecule: messenger RNA, 2560 nt
Organism: Oncorhynchus keta (chum salmon)
Lineage: Eukaryota; Metazoa; Chordata; Actinopteri; Salmoniformes; Salmonidae
Gene: slc6a22.1
Product: solute carrier family 6 member 22, tandem duplicate 1
Exons: 15
Coding region: 198-2135 (645 amino acids)
Biological process (GO): sodium ion transmembrane transport
Cellular component (GO): membrane
Source: RefSeq, a predicted model, not a curated record